This is a messenger RNA of Hippocampus comes (tiger tail seahorse), 1747 nucleotides long. Its product is annotated as protocadherin alpha-4-like. Lineage: Eukaryota; Metazoa; Chordata; Actinopteri; Syngnathiformes; Syngnathidae. Gene Ontology annotation, cellular component: plasma membrane. The transcript has a single exon. Gene Ontology annotation, biological process: homophilic cell-cell adhesion. Bases 101 to 1747 code for a protein of 548 amino acids. Gene Ontology annotation, molecular function: calcium ion binding. The record is from RefSeq and is a predicted model, not a curated record.
AAAGAAUUAGCACAGUUUGUUCACAUUUUUUCUUCUUAUCGGGUGUUGAAGCUGACAUUUUUUGCACCAUUUUUACCUUCUGCUUUAUGUGAAUUUUGGAAUGAUGAGCGCGUUGGCCAGAUGGAGCCCUGUGCGGAUGUAUUUGCUCUUCCUGCUGCUGGAGUGUUACUGGGAAGCCGUGUGCGGCCAGCUCUCUUAUUCGGUAGCGGAGGAGGUGAAUGUUGGGACCGUUAUGGGAAAUAUUGCGAAGGAUUUAAACCUAAACGUGCAGGAUUUGGAAUCCCGCAUGUUUCAGAUCGUUGCGGGAAGCAAGAGGAAAUACUUUGAGGUAAACCUGAAGACUGGUGUCCUCUAUGUGAAUGAGAGAAUAGAUCGAGAGGAACUGUGUGGAGAUGAAGCCAAAUGUUCACUCAAUGUAGAGGCAGUAAUUAAUAACCCAUUGAAAUUGUACCGGGUAGAAAUAAUAAUACUCGAUGUCAAUGACAAUUACCCAUUAUUUUCUAGUAGUAAAGAGGUGCUGAACAUAAGUGAGACGACACCAGUAGGAUCAAAAUUUCCUCUGCACCCAGCUGAUGAUGCAGACGUUGGUAAAAAUUCUGUAAAUUCAUAUAAGAUCAGCCAAAAUGAACACUUCUCUCUUGAGGUACAAAGAGGAGAAAGUGCGACCCCAGAAUUAGUGCUUCAGAGGCUUUUAGACCGAGAAAAACAGGCUGUGAUCACACUCACAUUGACUGCUAUUGAUGGAGGAACACCACCGAAAUCAGGCACAUUGACUAUUAUUGUGAAUGUGCUAGAUAGCAAUGACAAUACACCUGUAUUUAGUCAAACGCUCUACAAAGCUAGCGUAUAUGAGAAUAUCGAGAUUGGCACAUCAAUAAUAACCUUAAAUGCGACUGAUUUAGAUGCGGGUCAAAAUGGAAAAGUGUUAUAUUCUUUCAAUACUGGAGGAAGACAGAAACAAACUAAUAUGUUCUCUAUUGAUGAAAAAACAGGAACAGUAACAAAUAAGGAAAACAUUGACUUUGAAAAAGCAACUGCAUUUGAACUCCGAAUACGAGCCAGUGAUGGAGGGGCUUCUCCCUUAACCUCUCAUGCCAAAUUGUUGAUUGAAGUUUUGGAUGUCAAUGACAAUGAGCCUGAAAUUUCAGUGACAUCAUUAUUGAACACAGUGAAAGAAGAUGCAAGCAUUGGCACAGCGAUUGCAAUUGUCUCCGUUUUGGACAAAGACGGAGGUAAAAAUGGCUUGGUGCACUGUAAAAUAAAUAGUAAUGUGCCUUUCAAACUUGAGCCGAAUUAUAAGAACUGCUAUUCGUUGGUUGUUGGUGGUCCUCUUGACAGAGAGAACAUCCCAAUGUACAAUAUCAGCAUUACUGCAACCGAUGAAGGCCUUCCACCUCUGUCCAGCACCAGUAUUGUUAAUGUGCGCAUCUCAGAUGUUAAUGACAACAAGCCUCACUUCUCAGAGGCCCUCAUUAAUAUUUAUAUCAAAGAAAAUAGUUCACCAGGGGCAGUAAUACAUAAAGUGACUGCACUGGAUAGUGACAUUGAACAAAACGGGCAUGUGACUUACUCAUUUUUGCAAAGUAGUACAGACUCACUGCCAGUCACUACAAUGAUAAAUAUCAACUCAGAGAGCGGAGACAUUGUCAGUUUGCAAUCUUUUGACUACGAGAAGUUAAAGACAUUUCACUUCAAAGUUAAGGCCACAGACUCUGGUGUUCCUCCGCUCAGCAGCAGCCCUCAUUAA